Aureobasidium uvarum is the source of this 1960-nucleotide messenger RNA. The record is from the annotation of a GenBank genome assembly. Lineage: Eukaryota; Fungi; Ascomycota; Dothideomycetes; Dothideales; Saccotheciaceae.
CCGUUCUCCGCUCUCUGUCAUGCCUCAAGUAAGGUCGGAAGUCGAUCUUCUCAUAAUUGGUACCGGACCUGCAGGCUUGAUGGCUGCUGCUUGGGCAAGCCAAUGCAAGCUCAAAACAAGAAUCAUCGACGAUAAAGAUGCGAGAGUCAGAACUGGCCAAGCAGACGGUCUACACUGUAGAACUCUCGAAAUCAUGGAUAGCUUCGGCAGCCCAAGCAUUGCCCAUGAGAUCCUCGGUCAAGCUUGCGUAAUCAAGGAGAUCAGUUCAUGGGCAUGUACACAAGACAAGUGGGAAAAUCCCAAGGAAGGUGAAGAAGAACAUAUCGAACGAACAGAGUCGAUACGCUCGGGCGAGGAAGACUUGCCGGGUAGUCGGUUUCCUCAAGUGAGUCUUGGUCAAGGCAGCGUUGAACAAGCAUUUCUCAAUUUCCUCGAACAAGAUGUCGGCAAGAUACGAGUGGAACGCAGAUGUACGCCUGUGAAGCUCCAUGUUGAUGGAACGAGAGUGGAUGACCACGAUGCAUAUCCUGUCGAAGUCUACCUUCAGAAACUGGAGAAAGAUGAACGAGCAGACUCUUCCGGUUUCGCGGCAUCUGAGAAGGUUGCCACGGAGACCAUCCGAGCAAAGUACGUUCUGGGCACCGACGGUGCGCACAGCUGGACACGAAAAGCUCUGGGUCUGCAAAUGGAAGGCGAUACAACGAACAAGCACUUUGGCGUCAUGGACUUUAUUCCACUCUCCAACUUUCCAGACAUCAGGAUAUCCUGCGUGAUCCACUCUUCGUCAGGCAGCAUCAUGAUUUUGCCACGAGAGAACGGACUAGUCAGGUUCUAUGUCCAGCUUGGCGAGUCUGAUAGCCAAGGAAGCGACUUUGAUCGCAGCAAAGUGACCCCUGACGAUGUCAUCAACAUUGCUAGGGAGAUUCUCCAGCCAUAUACUCUGGAGUAUAACCAUUGUGACUGGUUCUCCGUAUACACAGUCGGUCAACGGCUGGCCACAUCCUUCAGUCACCAUGACCGCGUGUUCCUUGCCGGUGAUGCAGUACAUACUCAUUCUCCCACCAUGGGCGCAGGAAUGAAUGUCUCCAUGCAAGAUAGUCACAAUCUCAUCUGGAAGAUCGCCACCGCUAUUCGCACACAAAAUAGAGAUAUCCUGGCUACCUACACCUCCGAGCGCAUGGCUGUCGCCAAAGAGCUGAUACACAAAGACCGCGCAAUGAGUGAUUUCUAUUGUCAUGGUCCUUCCGCAAGCUCAGCUCGCUACCAAGAAUUUCGAGAGGAUUUUCGAGACUUCGUUAGCGGUGUUACUGUUGAGUAUAGUCCCAGUCUCUUGGUGUGCGAGGCGGAAGACAUCACCAACCACACAAGCAACGCCGAAGACUUGCAACAAGUCCACUCCAAACCGCAACUCGCUCGCAAUCUAACCUUGGGCCAACGCCUGCCCUCCUACCAUGUCACAAACCACUUCACGGCCGAAGUCAAUCACAUCCACUCUGCCUUGAAAAGCACCGGACAAUGGCGUAUCAUCUUCUUCCCUGGUGACAUCAGCACCCCUGACCGCUUCUCUGCUUUCAGCAAUCUAGGCAACCAUCUCUCUGUCCCUGACUUGUUCAUCCGCACUUGCACACCACCAUCCGCACCCCUCGACUCUGUGAUUGAGAUUUUGACCAUCCACACCAGUGCCAGGAAUGAAGUUGACGCCUUGUCGUUGCCUAAUAUCUUCCACCCAUGGGACGACAAGACGGGAUACGAUUACGGGAAAAUCUUCGCUAGGGACAACGACCAAGGAGAUGACAUAUACAAAGCUUUUGGUAUUGUUGAGGAAGAAGGAUGUGUUGUGGUGUGUAGACCCGAUCAACAUAUCGGCUACAUUGGGGCCUUGAUGGAUGUGGACAGUCUUGGACGAUACUUGACCAAGAUCCUGGCUCUGAAGAAAUAUGCUCACAGCUUGACAGAAAGG